Molecule: messenger RNA, 1571 nt
Organism: Durusdinium trenchii
Lineage: Eukaryota; Dinophyceae; Suessiales; Symbiodiniaceae
Source: the annotation of a GenBank genome assembly
UUGGUCCAUUGAGGCUCUUUUUUCCAAUCUUUCUCACUCAGCCAAAGCAGCCGUGCCCCAUGCCCCCGCCACGCAUGGGUGCCAUGCGUGCCCUUCACUCGGUGCUGUUGGUGGUGCCGCUGCUGGCUACCGAACACUGUGAGCCCAACGCGGAUUGGCUGCUGCAGACGGCUGUGCAGCUGCAGACGGCCGCGAAUGGCCUGUACCACCAAGUGUUGCGCAACGAGGACGAUGCGAUCUACACGGCCAGCGUCCGCUGUGGGCAGCAGGAGCUCCGCGCCAUCCCGGACACGGGGAGCUCCGAACUGGUGGUCUUUGCCGAAGGCUGUAAGGGCUGCGGGGCAGCAGUGGAGACUGGCUACAAGCCUAGCACCAGCGUAGAGGUGGGGCAUUUGGUACAGCUCAUCACCUAUGGCAGUGGCUCCGUGCUGUGCCGCGAGGUCACUGACCUGCUGGAGAUUGGACCUCUCCAUGGACUGCAGGCCAUGUGGCUGGUGGAGCAGGCAGACAUGAGUAUCUUGCAACAGAGCAACUUCCAGGCCAUCAUGGGCCUGGGUCCCAUCGCCUUGGCCGAGACCUUACAGGAUCUCAGGAAGCUGCAUGAGAUUGCUGAAACUUUGGAGGCCCAUCACCUCAUGUCUCCCUUCUUGCGGCAUCGCCUUAAAGAACAACAGCAGGCGCAUUUGGAGCUUGCAUCUCUGAACGACAGUGUGCCGGCCACCCUGCACCUGCGCUUCCUGUCGGUUUGCCUCGAGCGUCCAGCAAACAGUCCAGGACACCUCAUUUGGCAUGACCUGGAUCCCACCCUCCGCAGCGAACCCUUUCGACGCCUCACGGUGGUGGGCAGCAUCUCCUGGGCUUUGCAGCUCAAAGACCUACGGCUCCGAGCUCCCAAUGGGACCAGUGUGCCGCUCGCGUGCUCGGAGGGCUGUGGUGCUUUGCUGGACACAGGCACCUCCUUGAUCAGCGCCCCGACCGCCCCGCGGGCGAAGCUGGCGCAGCUGCUGGAGGCCAUGGGGGCGAACUGCCUUGACCAGGAGACAUGGCCCAUCUUGGAGUUCCAACUGGGCGGUGAGCACUUGUCCUUGUCUGCGCAGGCCUUGCUGGGCAUGGUGAAGGGCUUGAUGCCACUGCCUUGGCGCUCCUCCUAUCAACAGCAUCCCUUCGUGGUGGUGGAAGCCUGUGAGCUCCUGGUGAUGGACACCGGUGACAUCAACACCGAGUGGGGGCCCCUGUGGAUCCUCGGCAUGCCCUUCUUCCGACAGUACUACACCACCUUCGACUAUGGGGCUCCCAAAUCUCACGCCGCCGGCCGUACGCCGCCGGCGGUCUGGGUGGCGGAAAGCACUGAGCAGUGUACGCCUCGUGCUGCGAGCACCCAUGUGCAACUGGUGCAGCACGGUCCAGUGCAGGUGGACUUGGCAAAGCUGAGGCUUCCUGAAUGGAUGGCCAACAGAGCCAAUCGCAGUCACAUCAAUCUUUGAUGAUGUCCGAGCCAAGUGUCGAUGCGCUUGGAUCAAGGUCUAGUCACCUUUUAGCUGGGCUCGCUUGAUGAAAAACUAGCCAAGGCA